AUGAAUAUCAAACGAUACAAUCAAGAUUCGAUCGCUAUGAGUUUUGUUUCCGUAAAUGAAAUGGUUUCAUCUAAUGAUUUAAAUCAGUUGGAACCAACAUUUAUGUACACUCAAAUAUUCAAGGAUAUUCUUCUUGAUAUGGAACAUGGUGAACAAGCCAUUACAGAAUUUACUUCAUAUUGCCGACAAAAUAAAUCCGGAUCGGCAAUCAAUAUCGAUCGAUUUGAAAAAGCAUAUCAUGCUCAAUCAGCUAUUUGGUGGUAUACUUACCCAUCAUUUAUCUAUUCUAUGUUGAACUAUGCUCUUCGCUCUAUGGAAGGGGAUACUAUAAUUAAUAUGGGCUUUUUCAUUCAUGAUCUUCAUCAACAAAUACAACAGCUACACCAACAGCAGGUUAAUAGCUAUCAUGACAAACCAUUCAUAGUUUACCGGGGACAAGGUCUAUCCAAAGCAAAUUUCGAGAAACUCAAAAAUACAGAAGGUGGUUUAAUGUCUUUCAAUAACUUUUUAUCCACUAGUAUCGAACAAGACAUAGCUUUCGGAUUUGCUAAUAGUGCGUCAGAAAACGCGGACAUGGUUGGUAUUUUAUUUAUAAUGUCCAUUGAUCCUUGCAUAAAAUCAGCACCAUUCGCUUCUAUCAAAGACAAGAGUUAUUUUAAAGAUGAAGAAGAAAUUCUCUUCUCAAUGCACACCGUCUUUCGAGUGGGUGCAAUUAAAGUGAUGGACAUUAACAAUGAACUUUAUCAAGUUGAACUACAAUUAACGUCGGAUGAUGAUCAACAACUGCGAUUGCUUACUGACCGGAUACGAGGAGAAGUUGGUGGUACUGGAUGGCAGAGAUUGGGUGACUUAUUGCUUAAAAUUGGACAAUUUAAUAAAGCUGAAGAAUUUUAUCAUGUAUUAAUCGAACAGACAUAUCAUGAGGAUGAAAAGCAAUAUUAUUAUAAUCGGCUGGGAUAUGUCAAAGAUGAACGGGGUGAUUAUGAAAAGGCUAUUUGGUAUCACCAACAAGGAGUUAAAAUCUAUCAAAAAACUCGUCCAUUAAAUCAUUCUUUAUUAGCUACUUCCUACAGCAACAUCGGUAGUGUGUAUGACAAAAUGGAAGAGUACUCGAAAGCGCUUUCAUAUUAUGAAAUAGCACUUGAAAUUUGGCAAAAAUUUCUUCCUUCAAAUCAUUCUGAUGUGGCUACUUCAUACAACAACAUUGGUAAUGUAUAUAACCACAUGGGAGAGCACUCGAAAGCGCUUUUAUAUUACGAAAAAGCACUUGAAAUUUGGCAAAAACUUCUUCCUUCAAAUCAUCCUUCGUUAGCUGCUUCAUACAACAACAUUGGUACUGUGUAUAACACGAUGGGACAGUACUCAAAAGUACUUGCAUUUUACGAAAAAUCACUUGAAAUUUAUCGAAAAACUCUGCCCUCAAAUCAUCCUCAUUUCGCUACUUUAUACGGCAACAUCGGUAAUGUGUAUGAGAACAUGGGAGAGUAUCCGAAAACAAUUUCAUUUUACGAAAAAUCACUCGAAAUCUAUCGAACAACUCUUUCUCCAAAUGAUCCUCAUUUGGCUACUUUAUACGACAACAUCAGUAAUGUGUACGGGAAUAUGGGAGAGUACUCGAAAUCACUUUCAUUUUACGAAAAAGCAAUUGAGAUUUGGCAGAAAACUCUUCCUUCAAAUGAUCCUGACUUGGCUACUUUAUACGACAACAUCAGUAAUGCGUAUGAUAGCAUGGGAGAGUACUCAAAAGCACUUUCAUUUUACGAAAAAGCAAUCGAGAUUUGGCAGAAAACUCUUCAUUCAGAUGAUCCUCAUUUGGCUACUUUAUACGACAAUAUCAGUAAUGUAUAUGAGAACAUGGGAGAGUGCCCGAAAGCACUUUCAUUUUACAAAAAAGCAGCUGAGAUUUGGCAAAAAACUCUUCCUUCAAAUGAUCCUCAUUUGGCUACUUCAUACAACAACAUCGCUUUCGUGUAUGACAAGAUGGGAGAAUACCGGAAAGCACUAUCAUUUUACGAAAGGGCGCUUGAAAUUCGACAAAUAACCCUUCCUUCAGAUCAUCCUGAUUUGGCUACUUUAUACGGCAACAUCGGUAAUGUGUAUGAGAACAUGGGAGAGUACCCGAAAACAGUUUCAUUUUACGAACGAGCGCUUGAAAUUCUAAACAAAAACCUUCCAUCAAAUGAUCCUUAUUUGGCUGCUUCAUACAACAAUAUCGGUAAUGUGUAUGACAACAUGGGAGAGUACUCGAAAGCAGUUUCAUUUUACGGAAAAGACCUUGAAAUCUGUGAAAAAACUCUUCCUUCAAAUCAUCCGUGUUUGGCUACUUCAUACAAUAAUCUCGGUUUGAUGUAUAAAAAGAUGGCAGAGUACUCGAAAGCACUUCCAUUUUACCAAAAAAACCUUGAAAUUUGUCAAAAAAGCCUUCCAUCAAAUCAUCCUCGUUUGGCUACUUCAUACAACAACAUCGGUAAUGUGUAUAACAACAUGACAGAGUGCUCGAAAGCACUUUCAUUUUACGAAAAGGCACUUGAAAUCGAUAAAAAAACUCUUCCUUCAAAUCAUCGUAAUUUGGCUAAUUCAUACAACAACAUCGGUACUGCAUAUAACACGAUAGGAGAGUACUUAAAAGCGCUUUUAUCUCACGAAAAAGCGCUUGAAAUCUAUCAAAAAACUCUUUGCUCAAAUCAUCCUCAUUUGGCUACUUCAUACAAUAACAUCGGUAAUGUGUAUAGCCAUAUGAAAGAGUACUCGAAGGCACUUUCAUUUUACGAAAAAGCACUUCAAAUCUGCAAAAAAAUUCUUCCAUCAAAUCAUCUUCAUCUGGCUAAUACAUACAAUAACAUUGGUAAUGUGUAUAACAAUAUGACAGAGUACUCGAAGGCACUUUCGUUUUACGAAAAAGCUGUUGAAAUCGAUCAUAAAACUCUUCCUUCAAAUCAUCCUUUAUUGGCUACUUCAUUCAAUAACAUCGGUUUUGCCUAUUACAAUAUGAGAAGCUACUGGGAAGCACUGUUAUAUUUUGAAUGUGCUCUGGACAUAUGGCAACGUGCAUUACCUCCAACUCAUUCUCAUAUAAAAAUGGUGAAACAGAAUAUUGAAAUUAUAAAAAACAAAUUAUACAAAAAGCUUAAUAAAUAA
Messenger RNA from Adineta steineri, 3138 nucleotides. The record is from the annotation of a GenBank genome assembly. Lineage: Eukaryota; Metazoa; Rotifera; Eurotatoria; Adinetida; Adinetidae.